Molecule: messenger RNA, 4813 nt
Organism: Aricia agestis (brown argus)
Lineage: Eukaryota; Metazoa; Arthropoda; Insecta; Lepidoptera; Lycaenidae
Gene: raw
Exons: 14
Coding region: 428-2833 (801 amino acids)
Cellular component (GO): plasma membrane
Source: RefSeq, a predicted model, not a curated record
UCGUACGGCAAUCAUCAGUGCGACCGGCGCCCCCGCGAGCUACGGUCCGCAUACGCCGGAUCGGCGGCGGUUUAUUUACAGUCGCGUCUAGUGAACUAUGAACAUGUUGAGUGGUUUAUUUUUAAUUAGAAGUUUUAGAACGCUGGUGAAUAAGACUUACGAUUCGGAACGCUGAAGUUUUCUUUUCUAAACGAAGUUGCAUUGUUUACACGCUUAGUCGUUAAUAGUAUGGGUACGAGCAUAAGGAGAUGUUACAACUAACGAUUCGGCAACGGCGAGACUCAUGUUUACAGAAGUGCUCAAACGUUAUCCAAAAACUAACAUGAUAAUAGGUCGGUGAUAUUUACUCGGAUUGAAGUGCAGUGAUAAAAGAACAAUGGAUUCGAACAUACAAUAAGUGUAUCUGUGAACGAGUGAUUGAAGGAAAAUGGAGGGUGCUGUGCUCAGCACCCAAAGUAACGGUAGAUUUCGUCACCUGAAGAAUGCGGCUUCAGCGCUCUGCGCACGGACCCUGCCCAAGUCGAGGUGCGGGGAACCGUCUGUGAGCUCCUCCAGGCACCACCACACUUACCCCCGCGCCACGCCGCCCAAGAGACCCUCCAUCCCGUGCAGGAUGGAGCCCCUCAUGUGCGAGAUGCCCCAGACGAGGAAGGUGGAACCCCUGAGGGAUUCCGUCGCCCAUUCCCCAAACAAGUACGGCGUGGUUAAGCUAAAAGGAACGUUGGCUAGGGAAGUGGCGAGCGCCUGGGAGUACCGGAUCGGCCCUCCCGACGAGCCCGCGCCCGCCCACCGGGUGCAGGGCCUGUUCAACGACAUCGAACUCUAUCCGACUAAAACUCAGGUGUUCGAGAUGCUGGUGUGCGCUCGGCAGUGCGCGCGGCGCAAGUCGCUGGUGCUGACGUUCGGCGAGUUCUGCGUGUUCGCCGCCGAGCUGAGGCGCUGCUCGCGGCAGGCCAGGCAGACGUCUAAGAUCGAGUCGCCCGGCUGGAACGUGGACUGGGAGCUGCGAGAACGGGACGUCUGCAAACAUGUCAACGUUAAUAACAACCGUUGCACAGGCAGCGAGGCGUCGCCGCCCCCCUGCGAGGUGUUCCUGGGAGGGUCGUGUAACCCCACCACGUGGCGGUCCGACAUCGCGAUACCUAUGCUGAAGGAUAUGGGCAUCACAUACUUCAACCCGCAAGUGGACGACUGGUCAACGGAGCUAAUAGAAGUAGAGCAUCGGGCAAAGGCAGAGGCGCGAGCGUUUCUGUUCGUACUGGACAGCGAGACGCGCGCGGUCGCCGCCAGCGUCGAGGCCGCGCAUUUAGCGGCCGCUCCCCGAGAUCUACUGCUUGUGUUGAGGCCGUACAGUCGACAUCAGAAGAUCGGCGAUGAGGCAAUAUCUGACCAAGAGUACAUUGAGCUGGCACGGGCGCGCGCCACGCUACAGGAGGCGGUGGAGAGGCGGGGACUGCCGGCGUUUACGGAUAUCCCCGCCGCUCUGCGAUGCGCACGCGCAGUCCUACGAGGCGCGAGGACGCACCCGCGACAGUCUCUCGGUCACACCAUACUGCGUUUGAAACGCGCAUUCGACGCAGCGGGCGGACGCAACGCUAACCUAUCCCGCUCGAGAGCCGUGGAUGCGUUGAAAGAAGCGACGAAAGCGCCGCGCGACAUCGCCGAGCGCUUUCUGCCGCCCAACGCCGAUACCGUAGACUUUGAAACAUUCUGUGCAGCGGUCGCCGAACUCGCCGCUGAUGCAGGACGGACGCGCGUGUCGGCCGGCUCGAGUAUGGCUGCGCGCGUGUGUCGCGCGUUCCGUACGCUCCGCGACUUGAUAGCCGCGCCCCACCCGCCCGAGUACCAAACCCGCGUCAGCGAAGCGGACACGGGGGCGGAGGCGGCGGGCGGAGCGGAGCGAGUGAGCGGGCAGCGGGAUACCAACGGGCUCAGAGCGCACAACCCGCGGUUACGAGCGUACGGACAGAAGCUCUCUUUGUUUAUACCUAAGAAUGGCGGCGGUGGCACCGGCUCGGCGUCCGACAGCAGCGCGGAGUCCGUGUUCACACCGGGCACGGAACGCCGGCUGGAGCGUCUGCCCGCCAUGUUGGGAGCGCCUACCCACGACGUAUACCUAGGUGGAUCCUUCCCGAGCAACGGCCGUCGGCCCGAGGAGGUUUUGCGUCGCGAAGGCGUGACGUACGUUGUUUCGCGCGCGAACGACUACACGCGCAUGUUCAGCGCGCCCGCCCGCCGCGCCGCGCCCGCGCACCCCGAGUCGCCGAGAACGGACAAGAAGCCGCGAUCCGAUCACACGGAUCGACCCGGUCAUACGACGGAUCGAACCGGCCACGGGACCACGGAUCGAACCAGUCACGUGACCACGGAUGAAGUCGACCACGCCCCCCAGUCGCCCCUAGAUCCGAGUAUCGAGUUGAGAGGCGACAGAGAUAGCAGAGUCGCAGAGAGACUGAGCGCGUCGGACUUCUACUCGGUGACGGAAGACCACACUCCGCAGCCGUUCAAAGGUACCUACGACGAAGACCUUCUCCUGGGUUCUCGGCAGCUGGUGUUCUCUCUCAGCGCGGAGGCGCCGUGCUUCGCCGCCAUGGUGCUCGCCGCGCACUACAUGGGGCUCCGGCCCGGUGCCACCGUGUUGAUAGUACAGCCUAUGGACCCCAAGGCGGCGCAUAAUUACAGCGAAGCAGCAGUGAAGGACUACAAUCGCGGUCGUCACUACCUCACAGACCUCGCGCGGCGCUCCGCCGUCCCCGUGUUCGACAACACGGACGCCGCGCUCGCCUGCGUCAUGGAACGGCUGCGGGCUCGCGACGCACUCACGCCGGAGUGAAUGUUGAGUGAAAUAAUUAUACUGGCUGUUCGUAAAAUAAUUAAAAAGCUGCCGUCUCUUAAAGACGUGAUGCGUGAUACUAGUUGGGAAGAAACGAUGCACUGUACCCUAAAGGUGAGACCGCACUAAGCGACACUAUGCUGCAGCGAAGUGACGCAACAAUUAACGUAUAGAUAUGUCGAUUAGUGUCGCGUAGCUCCGUUGCCGCGUAGUGUCGCUUAGUGCGGUCUCACCUUAAAAAGCUGAGUAAUGAUAUCACGUGUUAGAGCCGUGAAGCAUGAAUAGCAAAUGGACAUUAAAAAAAUUAUCCACAGCCGAACAUAGAACCUCCUCCUUUUUGGAAGUCGGUUAAAAACUGGUAUAAAAGCAGCCAGUUUGUACAGUGCAGUGUAAGACCGUUCGUUGUAUUUUGACAGCGUAUGGGGGUUGUUUUAAAGUACAGUAAAUUUGAGGUACAUAUUUUUGUUUGUUUUUGUCAAUUGAUACGGUCACAUGCCAAUUGUAAAAUGGACACAUAAAAUUACACUUUAUGUCAUGUAAUAUUGUAAUUCUGAAUCUCAAAUCAUUUUUCAUCGAGUAUUCCAUACGUAAUUCCUUUGUAUUUAUCAAAUGUAAGAAAGACAUCACAAUAUUGUUGAACGUGUGUUUGUGCGGCGAGUUUCAUAUUGUACUUAUUACUUAAGUGUUAUCGCUACUAGUGUAACAAGUCUCUCUUGCUUCGUCACUCUCUAUUGUGUAAAUGCGGCGUAAGUCAGGUAGAGAAGCGUGUAGCGGCGCCAUAUAUUUAUUAUACAUUGCUCAAAAUUGUCCACUAGUCUUUAAGAAACUGCUUAAAGUCUUUGGCGUGGAAAUUCGUGUAUUUUUUUUUUCGUAAAAAUCGAUGUUAAUGAUAACAUACGAUACUUUCGGCUAGUUUAUUAAGUUCUUUCGUCGUCGCAAUACGCACCUCUAUCGGUUGUUCUUGCGCUACUCUUGUUAUAGAAUGAAAGAGCCCGAGUGGAAAUGAUAGUGUCGCACCCAGACAUAAAACAUAUUUAAGAAGACGACGCAUCUUGCGAACGCGCGUUACGAAGAUGCGAGGUCUACUUAAAUAUGUCUCCGGUCGCACCAGUCGGGAGCUAACAAAUCUCUGUGAUGAAUUUGUUUAGUAAAUUUUUUAAUGUAAAUUUUCAAAUCAUAAAAUUAAUGAGAUAGUAAAUGAUCGCAAAUUAACAACUAACUGAAUCAUAACAUGACAAAAGCAUGUGUCAGUACACACUCAAUGGUUAUUGUAAAAAUUGUCCUUGGUUUACAACCACCUCUAUUAAAUUAUAGUUUUGUCGGUAUUUUUGUGUAUUGCGGCAAGGAAAAGUUUAGAUAUUUGAUCAUAUAUGAGUAAUGUUUGUCUGAAGUGUUUUUAUGGACAAUCUUUUUAUCAAUAGCAUGCAAUGGCCUGAUUUUGUAAAUAUCUUACCCUUGUAUCUUACUUCAAAGCGCAAGCUGUAUUAGAAAAUUCUCUUGAAUAGAUCUUAAGUGUAUUGACAUAGUGCUGUUAAAAUAAUUUAUUAUUAAUUAAUUAACGAAUUUGGAUUUGGAAAGUACAAAUGUGUCUUGCUCACGUAGCAAAUGUAGCCGGUAUUUGUAAUGUUAAACGAUGUUAUGCAAAAUUAAUUGUUACUACGCAUUAUACUCAUUUUUUAAAUGUAGUUUAAAUUAAAAUUGUAGCUCUAAAUUGUACGGGAUAUCGCACGGAGCUCGACGCUUCAGAGUAGCCCCGCGUUAGAUAAAUAAUAAGUUAAGCUGACUCACUGUCACUAAAUAUUACAAUUUUUAUAAUCGGCAAAUAUUAUUUGCUAGUCACACUUUCACUAACGUGUUUAAGUACUUUACUAUAUUGUUUGAUAGUACAAAAAUCUAAUUUAUAGAAGAAAAUAUUUCAUAUAUUAAUUGUAAUUAUAUGCCAUGUACGCUUAUUUUAAACUAAAACAUCACAUGUAAAUA